CAAGCUUUCAGAGCGCUGCUCGGAAAGCUUGUGAUUUCAAAUAGCCUUUUGGACUAUAACCUGGUAACAUGUGACUUCUGCCUUCAGAAUGGGAAGAGGGAAUUGUGUUUUAAUUAAAGCAUUUCAUCACUUUUGCCAUGUAGGCAGAUGCAUCUUAAGAAACUCUAAUCAAUUUUGCUCAGAUCUGCAGCAGUCGUUUAUAGUUGCCUUAACAAAUGUUUCUUUUUUCAUUCUUAUGUCUUUUUAUUCAGGUCACCAACAAUGGCGGGGGGACUAUUUGCAAUGAACAGGAAUUACUUUAUCGAGCUUGGGCAAUACGACAGUGGUAUGGAUAUUUGGGGAGGAGAAAAUCUGGAAAUUUCAUUUCGGAUUUGGAUGUGUGGUGGCGAGCUGGAAAUAAUUCCGUGCUCUCGGGUUGGGCAUAUUUUCCGUAAACGCCGACCGUAUGGUUCACCUAGAGGACAGGACACAAUGACACACAAUUCUCUUCGACUGGCACAUGUCUGGAUGGAUGAGUAUAAAGAACAAUUCUUUGCCCUGAGGCCUGAGCUGAGAAUCCAAAAUUAUGGUGAUAUCAGUGAACGAGUUCAGUUGAGAAAAAGGCUCAAUUGUAAAACAUUUAAAUGGUAUCUGGACAAUGUGUACCCAGAGAUGCAAAUUGUUGGACCAGAUGGAAAAGCCAGAGUACAACAACCAUUGUUAAUUAACAAAGCUGUGAAACGGCCAAAGGUUCUCCAGCGUGGAAGGAUACGGCACCUGCAGACAGCCAAGUGUAUCAGUGCCCAGAACCAUCCCAGCCAGAAAGCAGGAAUAGUGGUGCUCAAGGAAUGUGACUUAACAGAUCUAGAUCAGAUUUGGAUUUAUGAUGAAGAACAUGAACUGAUUCUGGCCAACCUUCUUUGCUUGGAUGUGGCAGAGACUCGCUCGUCAGAUCCUCCGCGUCUCAUGAAAUGUCACGGGUCUGGAGGAUCACAACAAUGGACUUUAGGGAAAAAUAACUGCAUAUAUCAAGUGUCAGCUGGACAGUGUCUUCAAGUGGUAGAUCCUGGUGACAUCAAGGGAUAUAUCAUGAUGGCAAUUUGUGAUGGCUCUGCAGGACAGCAGUGGCAGAUAGAGAGUUGAUUUUUGGAGGGAACCUUUGGAAAUGUUUUCUGAAGAUUGACUUGAGAAUUAUAUCUUCCACUGAAAAUAUUACUCAGGAGCAGGAAAAGCUGACAGUUCCACUUUUCACUGGAAAAGCAGGAAGCUGGUGGCAGGUCCUUACCUCAGUGUCUCAACUUGCUGAUUAUAAUGAUUUACAAUAGUAAUUUUAUCACAAAAUAUUUUUCUAUUUUAGCUUCAGAUUUUGUUUUAUGAUUCUCUGACAUCACAAGUUGUUUAGAAUUGUCUAAAUAACCAUAUUUUAAUUAUUAUUUAUGAUCUUACUUGUUCCUUCCAAUGAUUGUUGCAUUCAUCUCUAUGUAUAUCAAUUAUUGCCAAUUUUUAAAAAAAAUCAUGUUUACAGUAGAUAAUGUGAACCAUGUUUGAGUAGAGCUGCUUAAUAUUGAAGCUAUAAUUGUCUACCAUUAUGUUUGUAUGAAACAUGGUUUUGUCAAUGCUAUCUAUUAUGAAAUACAUUUUUAAAAGAUCACGAAAUCUUUCACCUACAAACACUUGGUUGAAUGUUCUAAGGUGAUACUUGUGAAAAUGUUAAACUAUUUGUGUAUAUAGUCUGAUAACUUAAUGAUUUUUGCUCAGAUAUGUUAUCAUAAGCAAUUUGUGUCCAAUUUUGAAAGUAACUAUUUAAAUCCUUCAGAUCUAUUUAAAAUUGCAAUUCUUAAAAGAGAAAA
Messenger RNA from Rhincodon typus (whale shark), 1829 nucleotides. Its product is annotated as polypeptide N-acetylgalactosaminyltransferase 11-like. Gene Ontology annotation, cellular component: Golgi apparatus. The coding region runs from base 262 to 1122 and encodes 286 amino acids. Gene Ontology annotation, biological process: regulation of Notch signaling pathway. Lineage: Eukaryota; Metazoa; Chordata; Chondrichthyes; Orectolobiformes; Rhincodontidae. Gene Ontology annotation, molecular function: Notch binding. The record is from RefSeq and is a predicted model, not a curated record. The transcript has 6 exons.